GAUGUUUUCGUGCGUCCCACGAGGUCGGUUGUAUAAGUCGAUCUGGCUAAUGCAAUCUAUCAGUUCUAGAAGUUGUCGGCGGGAAUCUGAAUUUGGUUCUAACGUUUCUCUAAUGGCUGACGCUGUUCUGCAUGAACCGAAAUCCAACGACAACUUUAUUGUUCUGAACUUUUUGUGAACUUGAAUCGUUUUCGAUCAGUGUUCAUCGAUUCUCAUUCGAAACUCAUGACAGAAUCUAUUCGAAAAGUGAACAAAUGUUAUCAGGUUGGAACACUUAUAGAACAAGAUGGUUCGCCAAAUAUCGCCUCUCCUUAAAUGCUCUCGAAAUGUGAUAGUGCAAAACCCUAGUGCCAUUAUGACUGGCGAAAGCACAUGUUUCGGAACUUUUAACCGUAUCGGUGACGAACAUAUCUUGCCGAAGGAGGUGCAUCAGCUGGCUGGCACGUGUGGGCGCCAAAAGAACAAGAUAGACUCUUUCCGUUCUCUCGGGUCUUGUCAAAGACAUCGGCAACCACGACCCAAGAAAAAAAAAAAAAAUGGAGAGCUGAGCGCUGAUUUGGAUUAUUCAAUAGGAGGAUUCAUAUGCAGCAGCUUGGCGCGCCCUGUAUGACCUAACUGACCGCAGCCGAGUUGUGUUUUCUUGUUGGUUACGUGCGUGUGCAUUACGUGGACUCUUAUACGACCAAGAAAUAAAAGGAAAACAUUAUCCGAAGAAUAAUUCAUUAUCCGUGUGAGGUGAACGGAGACAAACAUGGUUUGGUGCAGAAUAAUGGACUGCUUCGUUCGAAGGAUGAUCUUAUCUCAUCAUCCGGCCGCAACAGUCAUGCUUUAUUCAGGGCUUCUCAUUUUGAGCAUUGCGAUGGUCAACGCCAGCCAAUCAGACACAAACUGGCGGGAUGAUAAGCCGCUUCAACAACAGCGACAAUUGCGAGAUCAGAGCCGCGAGCAACAGCAUCAGGAUGAAGAAUACGGAGACGAUUCAUCGUCAGCCAUUGCAGCUGAACAGCAGCGGAUUCAGGCUCAAGAAAUGGCUGCCUACCACAAACGAUUGGCGUCGCUGCCGUUGCCGGAAGCUCAGAAGCUUACGCAAAUCGACCUGAAGCACAGCGACAGUCACGUGACGGCCCAAGUUGGACACCCUGCUUAUUUGAAAUGCGCCGUCAGUAAUCAAGGCGAUCAAUUGGUUUCCUGGGCUAGGAGACGAGAUUGGCACAUUUUGACUUCAGGUCGGCACGUUUUCACGGCAGACGAACGCUUUCAAAUUUUGAAGCCGGUCGAAGAUCACGAACAAUCGCUGCGUCCUAUUCCGCACCAGCCCAAUUUGACCGAGUGGAUUCUACAGAUCCAGUUCGUCCAGCAGCGCGACGGUGGCUAUUACCUUUGCCAAGUGCCGACUGACUUGGGUUUAGUAUCACAUCAAGUUCAACUAGAAGUCCUCGUUCCGGACGUGUUCAUCCUGGGGCCAAAAGAUCUCAUCGUCGACCGGGGAACGACUCUCAGUCUCGUCUGCAUCGUCGAAAAUAGCCCGAUCCCGCCGGAUUACGUCUUCUGGUUUCACAACGACAUGCUGCUGAAUUUCCAACCGAAACGUGAUGGAGUCAAAGUCGAGACGGACUACGGAAGCCGAACGCACAGUAAGCUCGAGAUCAAGGACGCCAACGAAUCGGAUACGGGCAACUACACCUGUAGCACGUCCAGCGGCAAGCCCUACUCCAUUUACGUCCAAGUUCUGGCCGGUGAUCAAGCGGCAGCCAUGUCUCGGAAGAACAGCGCGCAAGGCCACAUCUCUUUUCCUGGUUGCGCAGUCGGCAAUCAACUGACAUUGGCUCACCUGUUGGUAGCGGUGCAUCUUAGUCUCGCCUUGAUUCACAUCGGCAGAUAAUUGCCAUUAAUGUUUGAAAAAGGAAAGAGGAAAUGUAAAAAUCAUUCUCGUCUGCGUUCCAAUUAUGAUUAGGUAUACCUGCACCACCCAAACAGGACCCUCAGAUAAAGAGGAAGGAAGACGAGAAUUUUGUCUACAAGUAAGUGGGAAUUGAACAUUGACUGUCAAUUGUUUGGGUCACUAUUUAGACAAGAUUUACCUGUUGAUUGAUGAACAAAGAAAACUCACGUUUCCGAUACUUGAUGUUCCCCGUCAUCAAACGAAAAAAUUAUGAUCUGUGAAUGACGUUUUUGCCGUGAUUUCUCUUUUAGAUUUUUCGUCUUUGACCAGAAUUUUCCUAUUGCAGUUUCUCACAUCUCUUCAUCCUAUCCGAUGAAAGUGCUCACUGGUCGAGCUCCAACAGCCAAUUUGAGGUUUAUGUUGUAUAAUUUGUACUGUGUGUACUUGCAACUCUUUCCAGGACAAAAACAAAACAAACAAAAAACAAAACAAACAAAAAACAAAACAAUACAAAAAAACAAAACAAAAAUAAACAAAUAAAUAAAUUAAAAAGGAUAAGUUGCAAACAAAUAAAGUGAAAUUCAAUUUAGGCCGCACGUUGUUGCGGGCACCUGACUGUGUAAUGCGAGUCAGGAGGAGGUUGUGUGUAUUACUAAAGGAAGAGAAAACCAAAAAAAAAGAAGGAUGGAACAUGUAAACUAGCCUACAUCGUACAAUUAAACCUUCGGCUCGUGCUUUUCUCAUCACAAAACGCUCGAUUUUUUAUUGAUUAAAGUGUCCUCCAAAAGACACGUCAUCACACCUUGUCCAUUCCGUGUGAUUUCAACAGAAAAUCGAUGCAAUUGCAGUUCUUAAUCACUGAAUCAAUACCCUAACCUUAUUUUUCAAAGUGUCAGUGCAUCAUUCGUAUUUAAAUACUUUAUAUAUACAGUAUAUAUAUAUAUGUAUGCAUACAAUAUGUACUGACUGUGUUGAGUAUCUACUAUAACUGAAUGUGUUUUUUGCUUGCGAUUUGUUUCUAUUACAUUUCGUGGAAAAAAAUUCUACCCACUGCAGAGAAAGCAAUUGGUUCUUGAGGAAUGUAAAGGUCGGCGAAUAAAUGAACAGUUUUCUAUUGUA
This is a messenger RNA of Daphnia magna, 3001 nucleotides long. RefSeq names its product hemicentin-2. The record is from RefSeq and is a predicted model, not a curated record. Lineage: Eukaryota; Metazoa; Arthropoda; Branchiopoda; Diplostraca; Daphniidae. Gene Ontology annotation, biological process: synapse organization. The transcript has 9 exons. The coding region runs from base 752 to 1882 and encodes 376 amino acids. Gene Ontology annotation, cellular component: neuron projection membrane.